Lactuca saligna is the source of this 483-nucleotide messenger RNA. The record is from the annotation of a GenBank genome assembly. Lineage: Eukaryota; Viridiplantae; Streptophyta; Magnoliopsida; Asterales; Asteraceae.
AUGGAACAUAUUACUCCUAUAAAGGAAAUUGACUCAAUUAAGGAUGAUUUCACAAUUAAAGUUCGAAUCAUACAUCUUUGGACUCAAAAGUCAAAAUUUAAUGCAAAAGAAACAUACUCGAUAGAAAUGAUUUUGAUGGAUGAGGAGGGAAGGAAAAUUCAUGCAUCUUGUGUGAAAAAAUGGUUUCCAAAAUUCAAACGCUAUCUUAAAGAAGAUAUUUCGAUAUAUGUGAAGAAACCUAAUGUCGCACCAAAUACUUUAAAUUUUAAGUUUGCUGAUCCAGAAAGAAAACUUAACUUUUACCACGAUACAACUGUGAAAGAGUGUGAAAAUUUUUCUGGAUCUGCACACGGCUUUGAUUUUGUUGACUUCAAUACAAUCGUUUUCGAACAACUCAUGGAGUCAAAUCUUUUGGUUAGUUCAUUUAAUAUUAACUUUUGUUAUAUAACAUCCUACUUUUCUUUUUUAUCUGCUACAAAUUGA